This is a messenger RNA of Microsporum canis CBS 113480, 1452 nucleotides long. RefSeq lists its product as hypothetical. The record is from RefSeq and is a predicted model, not a curated record. The transcript has 3 exons. The coding region runs from base 1 to 1452 and encodes 483 amino acids. Lineage: Eukaryota; Fungi; Ascomycota; Eurotiomycetes; Onygenales; Arthrodermataceae.
AUGUCCCAUCAGCCACCGAGGGAUUUGUCUUUGCAUGGUAGACUCAACGUGCCCGCACUCAUUCGGCUAGCUAAGAGGCUACGAAACACAACCUGUACAUAUGAUCCUUCCCAGACACCGUUGGCCGGUUGUUUCAAUUGGGCGGUCGUACUCUCGUUCGAUGACGGCGUGGAAUGGCUCCUUCGAUCGCCGCGUACGAGCUAUGCCCUAAACGAGACGACGGCGGGAGCAGUGCUUGUCAGCGAAGUAGCCACGCUCAGGUAUAUCAAGCAGAACAGCUCUAUUCCCGUUCCGGAUGUGUAUCAUUACAGUUCCUCUAAGAACAAUGAACUCGGUCCAAAGGAAAUACCGAUCAAGCACGGCAGUUCAAGCCGACUACUAACGGCCGAGCAGAAGCAAAAGGUCAUGGUCCAGUUGGGUAAACUCAUGGAUCAGCUAUCACAUCUUCGAUUUGAUAAAAUAGGUUCCCUGUUCGAAGAGGAAGGGUGCUUCAGGGUGAAAUCAUGUCUACUGCCUAGCUUCCUCUUCCAUAACCGGUACGAACUGCAAGGGAUCUGUCGAGGGCCUUUCAGCGAGGAGAGUGAGUACUACAGGGCCUUACUUUCAGUAUACUUUGGGCAUAUACAACAUCUGCCACUGGGGUAUCACGCUCUAUUUGCUCCUGUGCCGGUCCCCAAGGAGUACGACUGCUAUGCUAGCUACCUAGCGGCAACAGGUCGGUGGAACGAUUUUGUAACGCUAGGCUCCCGAAUAGAGAAUAGCGGGAAUAGGUUGGAUUACUUUGUUGCAGGGCAGUUUCUCGAGAAAAUGAUACCAAGACUCACGAACGACCUUGAGGAAUGCAACAAUCAUCAUAAUGGAAGAUUUGCUCUCUACCACCCUGAUCUAAGUGCGAACAACAUCUUCAUCGACGACGAAUGCAAUAUAACUUGCAUUAUUGAUUGGGCAUUCGCCUCCACUGUACCGAUAAACCUUCUCCUAGCCACACCAGGCCUACCCCACCCAAGGGAUGAGUGGGAGCUCUCGUUGACUUCCGCAUUCAGAUCUGGCUUCACUAGUCAGUCUUGUCUUGGAUCUUGGGAAAAAAGUAGGAUGAUUUGGCUUUUCAUGCGUUUGGUCAACAUGGAUUCUUUACAGGAUUACCAUUUAUUAGCGGAGCUCUAUACAUUGGCGAAUGGCCCGCAAUCUACCCUCCUAUUGCAUGCGUUCAACGAACAAUAUAAUCAGCCAGCUGUUACAGAUAUGCGAAAUAUCCUUUCUGCUGAUGACGAGACAGCAACCGACGUCGAGCGGCACGAAAAGGACUACUUCUCUAGCAUGGGCUUGGACCGCCAUGCGGUGGCUAGGAAGGUAAAUUUGGCAGCAAACCUGAGCACCACUUUUGUUGCGGAUAAGCGACUUUGGCAAUGGAUCGAAAGGGCACUUCCCGCUGAUUCAGUGGCACCUAAUUGA